AUGCUGUUCGUAAAGUUCCCCAUCCUCGCAAGCCUCGUAGCCACCUCCACGGCCAUCGACUUCCGCUGGUACGCACAACGCGGCUGCAGUGGUCACUACUGGCAGUGCACCAACAUCAACCCGGAUAGAUGCUGCUCUGUCGGCCGUCAAGACACGAACUCGGCCAUCAGCUGGAAUGCAAUACCUUCCGACUGGAACAUCCUUGGGCUUGGGUACUGGCAGGAGGGGUGCAAUGGCACAGUGGCCGGGUCUGGGCAGAGCGGGGGCAGUCCCGAUUUGUGUUUUCCCACGCCCCAAUACCGAGCGGGCAGGUAUUACUUCGCCAGCGCAAGGUCCAACAUACAAGAGAAUCUCGCGGAGAAUGGCGAGCCGUGCCAAAAGCCUGACCUCAUUGUUUACGAGGAUGGUACGGAUUUCGACCUUACCGAGCUAACUAACGAGCAGUAUGCCCAAGUGGUAAGCAAAAGUCCCCCCUAUGAUAAUCGAAACAUGGUUUUCUGA
Microdochium trichocladiopsis is the source of this 501-nucleotide messenger RNA. RefSeq lists its product as uncharacterized. NCBI's taxonomy places the organism in Eukaryota, Fungi, Ascomycota, Sordariomycetes, Xylariales, Microdochiaceae. Bases 1 to 501 code for a protein of 166 amino acids. The record is from RefSeq and is a predicted model, not a curated record. The transcript has a single exon.